GACCUUACGUUCACCUUGUUUAGCCGCUGGGGUCGAAUGUUUUAGGAGCUUUCGCUAGCCUUGGUCAGCUGGUGGUCGGGGUUGCGAUGUCCUGGUUACCUUAAUGGAACUGAGUCCUGAUUCUGAUACGGACAUCAAAGUGGAUAUUAAUGAUGCCGGGAGUGCCUACUUUUCAGAUUCCGGUGUAAGCAGCACGCAUUCUUACCAAACUAAUGCGAGCAAUUGCUCUGCAUGCAUUUUACCUUCCUCUCUCCCUGAUGCUUGUUCGAAGAUGGAUCAGUCAGGACCUCUGUCUGUGAAAAAACCACUCCCAAAUUUCCAAGAAAAAUCCUUUUCUCGGCUCGGUACAUAUUUCUCCCAAGACAUGGCGAAUAACCCUUACAUUCAAACGUCUAGGCACUCGUUUCCCCAAGGAUUUCUUGCCCACCCGACAUCAGUUUACAACUCUAAUUACCCUUCUCAUGGUGUACAAAACCAUUUCUACAACAGGCACCUAGCUUCAUCAUCAUUCUCUACUACAAGUGACUCGGCCAUUCCGAUGCAGCUCAUGUUUGGUCAGGAAUUACGUCUCCCACAACCAAUGCUGGUGAACUCUGAACCACCGAUCGGCUCCCAAUGUUCCGAAGAUGGACGCUAUUCAUCCCACAUACCUGGUCGCGCAGAACCACCGCACGUAUAUAGCGAAAGUUUUCACAUUUCUGCUGCUCAAACUCUUCACCUUGCAACUUCCCCACGCCAUUUAGGUCUUGCUGGCGGACAUUUAGCUCACACUGUUUGUGAUGCAGCUAAUGCUGGCUGUCUUUCCAAGAGUUCCCCGAGAUCACUUUCGCCUAACAUAGUUUGUGAUCGUCCUAUUGCUGAUUGCGACCUUCCCCUUUCUGACUCUCGCGCCACUCUAAAGUCAUCACGAACAAUCGAUAGAGGGUCAGAAGUAGCUGCAGCAGAUAGUAAUACGAAAUCUUCAUCUCAACCGUGCAGAGUGUGCGGUGAUAAAUCCAGCGGCUAUCAUUAUGGGGUCAUUUCUUGUGAAGGAUGUAAGUCCACAUCUGCAAGUACUUUUUGGCCAGAAAAAGUGGAUGAGUACCGACUACGAAUGCAUGAGCAGCUGAGCCAACUCUUGGCUCCCAGCAUACAACAAGUUGUGGAGUUUGCGAAACGGCUUCCUGAUUUCAGCCAUUUGGGACAACCCGACCAACUUGUACUAAUCAAAGCUGCGUUUUUCGAGCUUUGGUUGUUACAAGCUGCCAGGCUUGUCUCAUCUCUUGACCGCACACUGACCAUGGCCGAUGGGAAGCAGAUAAGCAAGGAAGAACUGGAUUUUGUUUAUUCCCCCAAUGUGGUGUGCAUGAUGUUCGCCUUCUCGGAGACAUUCAACGCGCUGACGCUGAACGACGUGGAGAUUGCGCUGUGUUGUGCGGUGGUGCUGACAAAACCGGAUCGCUAUGGCUUGGCAGAGCCAAAUAUGGUCUCGGUGAUGCAAGAACGCCUUCUUUCCGCUCUUCGUAUGCAACUGGAGCGGAAUCGUCCGAAUGAGCCCAAUCUGUUGGCCCAAGUUCGCAGUUCGAUUAUGCAGUUGGGUGCCAUUGGUGUGGAUCUGCAACUGUGUGUCCGAUGGUACCGUGAAAAUUGGUAUCGAACCCGACUGGCCCCGCUGUACGCUGAGACCUAUGACAUCCCACACGAAGAGAACCCCACUGUAAACAAUAGCGCGUCCGAAUUGGCUGCGCAAGCUGCAAACAUCCCAAUGAUGGCUGGAAACAUUCAUUCCCGAUCUUAUGGUCAUUUUGGGGAGUCGAAUUCGACAUACCAGCCAGUCGUAACCUACAACAGUGGACUGGGAGCCGUCGGUGUCCUUUCCAAUUUAGCGUAUGCCUCGAAUACAGUACCUAUGUCUCAGGCUGCUCAUCAUGUCUAUCCGGCUACGUCGUUAGCUACUUCAGGAGCCGAAUUCGUAACCGAAAACCCCCUAUCAAGUUACUAUAACACCGCUCAAAAUUGCAGACUACCUUCAGGCACGGUGCAACACUAUGCGGCCGAAAGUCGAUUGCGUUCUGCCGCUUUGCAUCACAUCCAGCAACGACACGGUCAGCAACAGCGAUCAGACCCCCCAUUUGACACCAGAGAAACGUACUCCGCAUCCAGUCUAUCCGGUUCUUCGCCUUCAGCUUCAUGUCAAAAACGUACACAGUUGACUUUCCAUCCUUCGUCCUCCCCACUUUUGUUGUCCAACGGUGUUUCUUUCACAAUGUCCCAAACUACUUCCUCACCAGGAACCGGUGCCUCGCCUAUUUGUCGUCCACCCACUCGGUCCCAGAUUCUUCCAGGUGAUUGUAACACGAGAAGUCCACACCUACAGAAGUCGCCGUUCACAGGUGACGGGCCAAGCUGUUCACCCAGUCCAAGUUUUUGUGCGGUGUCAUCACUGCUUCCAGCCAUUUCUUCUUCGAGUGCCUUGGUACGCAGUAGAUCACACCCAUCAUCUGCCUCUUCCGGUCCAAGCACUCCCCUGCCCGUUAUCCCUGAUUCCACCCCGCCAGCUACAAGGGGGGACGGCGAUUACACUGACUGGACUACGCCUAGUGAAAAAAUGGUGCUACUGAAGUCGGAAUCUGUUGAUGAUUCGUCCGCGCCCUCUUGCCCGAUAUCGCUGAGCUUUCGGCCGUCAGAACAACAUCGGGAGAAUAUCCGUACUGCAAAUGACCUCCAGCUCCCAAAGGUAGAUGAACGUAGGACCGCUGAAGAUAUCGGGGCGGUGUCGCAAAGUGGUCUCAUACGAUAGAAUCUUAAUCACUGAACCGUUUUUAGCCCAGCUGAAGUUUAAUACCUUCGUCCCGAGGGUUUCCAGCAUCAUUUCGGUGAAGCUGAUUCUUGUCGUUCAAAGACAACUUUCCCGGCCCCAUUUACUUUCCUGUAUGCACUGUUCAUGCGACAUUAUGAACACUGUUCUUCUUAUCUCCUUGCUUAGUGCAAUAGACCAGAGCAAACCGCCUCCUAUCCCGGCCACCUGUUCCGCUUGUUCAUCUCCAAUUUCUUGGUGAUUGGUUUCACGGAAUCAUCUGCUCCUUGAUGGGAAUGAUAAAGUGCUCCUCAUCAUCCAUCUACUUUAUCGCCGAAGCAGAGCACUUCCCUCCGUGUGUGUGUACCGCGUAUCGCUUAUGUGAUCCAUUCUACCGGCGGUUCAUCUCGGUUGAAACAUUGGUUGCAUUUUGCAACAAAACGGUCUCAGCGAGGGAAGAGUGCAAAUGGACUGGGCAGCAACGAUGUUUUGCAAUCUGAUUUCAUCUUUGUCAGUUUGUGCCACGAAUCCUGUCCUCUUCGCCGUUCUGUGUGUGCACCUAUGUGGCUGUUUGCUUUCGCACUGCCAACCAAACAUCUUCAUUUGCACUGUUACCCCUUCGUCAAACUCUUCUCAGGUAUACAUGCAGAAACCUUAUUUUGUCUUUUUUGAUACCUACGGUUGUGUUUUGUUACUUCUUGAUCCUAUACAAAACCUUGUACUUUAUUCAUAUUGUUUUACACGAAAUUCUUGGUGGUACCAUGUCAGUACUCAUCUACCAACCCGCCAAUUAUCGUUUGUUUUUAUGAAGUUGUUUGUUGGGUCCUUGGGGCCACAAUUUUGUUCGCCAGGGGCACAACUAAGAUCUGAGUGUGGAGGGAUUCUCUUCACCUCACUUGCACUCACGUCCCAUGCUCUAGGGACUUCAACCAUCUAUUCAUACAAGUUUAUAAUUCAUGACGCUCAAACUCUACUCAGGAAGUGUUGGUCAUUUUUGUUUUUCCUUGAUCUUCCACCUUGUCAAACCCUACGAACUGCUCAUUCAUGAGUCACUUGAUCCACCCUAAUUCUCAUAAGAUCACGAAUCACAGUCUACUAAUUUUGCACACAUCUCCUCUCAGGUAUCUUUUCACUUACUCGCUUUGUUUGCUUUGUCAGAUGUUUCAACUUCUAUUUCUCAUGUACUCCCUGACAGCGAAUCUGUCUCAGUAGCACCUCUUUCAGUUGUUUCCAAUUUACUACCUCAAACUCUCCUGUAUUUUGUACUUUCUCACCACAAUGCUUGCCGACUUCUGCCCAUCCUCCAUUUGGCUAGCUGCAAUAGAACACAUGGAUGACCAUUUCGCUCUUUGUGAUUCAAAGCGGCCUCCAUUUUUCCGAAGCAACUGGGAAUCGGAUCUACUACUCCGGGAGUCGCCUUCAGUUUGCCGUACAAAAGUGACAAUCAAAAUAUUGGCCUAAGUUGACUACUUCUUACGUAUGUCGUUCGGCUCACGCAAAUAUGCAUCCUCGCACCUGCGGCCUUCCCAUAGCGGUUGGCGCUUGACGUGCUCCCCUUUUCUCAGUGCUCUACUUUCACUCAGGGAUGUUCAAACUUCACUCCCCCCCCCCGGUCACUUAGUCCUGCGCAACUGCGUUUGUGCCAUGUGCCUUCUUAGCCGAUUAUGGGCAUUUCUGAGGACACGAAUGCGGAAGGAAGUGUUUUGUCAAGUUUAUCACCCAUUUUUCGAUUUUCAUUUGAUUAACAGAUUGCACUGAACACAAUCUGGGCUAACCGCUUCCGUUUCCUCUGACUGGCUGUCCUCGCUCAAUGUGAUUUUGAGUGCCCAAUAUCCAAUACACAUAUUCCUUCUUUGUAU
Molecule: messenger RNA, 4635 nt
Organism: Dicrocoelium dendriticum
Lineage: Eukaryota; Metazoa; Platyhelminthes; Trematoda; Plagiorchiida; Dicrocoeliidae
Source: the annotation of a GenBank genome assembly